UUCUGGUGGUUCAAGAGAUACUGAAGGAUUUUCUGGUGGUUCAAGAGAUACUGAAGGAUUUUCUGGUGGUUCAAGAGAUACUGAAGGAUUUUCUGGUGGUUCAAGAGAUACUGAAGGAUUUUCUGGUGGUUCAAGAGAUAUUGAAGGAUUUUCUGGUGGUUCAAGAGAUACUGAAGGAUUUUCUGGUGGUUCAAGAGAUAUUGAUGGAUUUCCAGGUACAUAUGAAGGGCAAACAAAUCAAGUCAGGUUUCAAAAGAAACUGAUGGAAUCUCAGGCAAAGAUGACCUAAGUAUUAAGGAAGGCCAGUGUGACAUGAUAGAGAGACAACCAGUAGAAGUGAUCAAUCACAGUGAAGCUGGUGGACUUGUCUCACAAGGACAGCCUGAUCAAGUGCCUGGUAUUACUGUAGAGAAAACCUGCCAACCUUGUGCAGAAAGUGAUGGAUUUUCUAUUGUAAGCCACCAGUCCAAUGAACCAGAUCAAUGUGGGAACAGCGAUCAAAAACAAAGGGUCUUAAAAGUUGUAGUUGAAGGGGAAACAGAUGCUGCCUUCGUAGCACCUGACCAUGUUAUAGCGAGUCCGAAACCCAGGAGACGGCGCCGCACGUGCAGUGGCAAAGGCAAUUCAUCCAUUGAUAGGUAUGAAUAUGAAGACGUUAAAAGUUCCAGAGAAAAAAUUAACGGUAUAUUUUUCCUGCCUAUAGAGAGUCCAAGGAACUCUAUGUUGAAUAUUCCAGAAAACUCUGCCAACAGUGUCUGUAGUUCAAGUGAAUUAGCAUCAGAGAAAAACGGUCUUGUAGGCAAUUCACUGGAUGAUUUAUCACACAGCCAGCAACAGCUGUGUGUGACACAAGACCAUACACAAUCGGUAGGCCACAAUGAGAGUGACUGGCACGCUAGCAGGUGCUUGCCUCAGGAGUGUUCAACACAAAGUGAACAAGGACACAUACCAGAAGCUAAGGAAGGUCAUGAACAUGACACUGAGGAAGAAGGGGUUAGUGUGACAGAGGGCCGUGGAGAAGAGUCAGGUCAGGAGUACUCAGGCCAGAAAGAUUCAGGUCAGGAGUCACAUCAGGAGGAUUCAGGUCAGGACGGGACCUGUUCAGAUGAGAUGGAUAGGAGAAUGCAGCGUAGGCGGAGUUCCGUGGAUAUUCUGUCGGAUGAUGGAAGUAUCGAGGAUGGGCGGGGGCAACUUGUUCUUGCGAACCGAGGAGGUGGGUACAACCAGCUCCCCCUUAGGAGGCGGGGCAGUCUCCCUAGGGUGAAGCAACUUAUCAAUGGAGACAGUAAUUAUCUGAAUUCCUAUACACAUAUGCAAGGAGCUGGCAACCAGUUUUCUGUGAGAGCUGAAGUUCAUGAUUCACAACUUGCCCAUUACUAUGGACAACAGGAAGGAGGACAAUUUUCUCGGUUGUCUCAUCAGCGAGGUAAUACAUUUUACAAACAAAUUCCACGACGUCCAUUCUCAAGGACUGAAUAUGAUUCUCCAAUGUCUCCUCCCAACGGUUUCAUCGAUGAACAUGAUAGUCUGUACCCAAUGCGUGACUCAAAUGCGAUACCAGGAGCAUAUGAUACGGACUACCAUACAUCACGGGAAUACAACCGGUCCAAUGGUCCAAUCAAAGCUUCCAGGAGAGGAAUGAAAAGCUAUGAUGGUCCGGUUAGCGUACAGGACCCCGUAGACAUUAUGAGUUCACAAGAUGGCGGAGGGCACACAGAAGCCAAGACGGUAUCCUCAUACAAUCAACACUCUUCCUCAGCCAAUCAGCAUCAAGCCUCAUCUCAUGCAUCAUCCAAUCACAGUCAUGCAGCAGCAGCCAAUGAAAGCCAAGCACAGUCACAGGUUAAUGGCGCCGUUGUGGAAGACAGAAAGAACCUGCGGAACCUGCCGAUUGAGGAGGUGAUAGAGAAAUGCAAGGGCAUCGUGGGGGAGCUGGGCAAGCUGGAGGAGUACCACCGCGGGGAGGGGAUGCGGCUCCAGAAGAUGCUCGGGGACUUCUACUGGGACUACACUUUACAGAGGAGGGAGAUUGGAGAUGCCAUAGCAGAGGCUGGAUAUGCUGAAAUCACAAUCAAGAUGCUGAAAAGCCUGAACACCAUUGGUAUCUUCAAGAACGACGACGUCUGGUUCCCCGCCUACUACACCUACAACACAACGUGGAACUACUCCGACACGAGUGACAACCUCGCCAAGAAUUUAGCUGAGGCCGAUGCAGUCCGCCUCCUGUCACUCAACUGUAGUCACAAGCCUUACAUUACAAACAUACACAGCAAGAAUGUAUUUUAUGUGAUGAAGGCUUCCAUGAGCAUCCUACACAACAUUGCAAGGAAUCCCAACGUGAAGGGUUUCUUCAAAGAGAACAAAACCGCUGAGGUAAUUAUGCCAUUCAUCAACAUGAACGACGACAUGCUGAGAGUAUUAGCCAUGUUGACCUUGGCCUACAUCGUCGAGGAAGAAGACAACAGCAAACUUAUCGACGAAACAGGUACUAUAAAGAAUGUUGUCAUGUGGAUUGGCAAAGCAUUGGACAACCCAAAGAGGAGGUUCAAGGGAUUCACACCGCAGGAGUUGACACAAGGCUUGGACAAGCUAGCUGUCAAUGAUGGCAACAAGUCGAAGAUUACAGAGGAAGGCAGCAUCCCUCUGUUCAUGAAGAUGUUGCUAAGCGACAAUGAAAAGGAGCAGAGCACAACGGCGCGAUGUAUCUGGACGCUGGCGUUCGACAAGGAUGUACGGAAGGAGCUGCAGGAGACGGACAAUCUGAUGAGCACCUUAGAGAAGCUGCUUGAGAGUCAGCACAAGGAAGUGAAGAAGAAUGCUCAAGGUGCAUUGUGGGUUCUCACCGGGAAAGGAGAUGCUCCAACAGACAAGACAAAAGGACCCCCACGAGGGAAGAACCACAUCUUCAUCAGCUACUCCUGGAAUGAGCAGGAGAAGGUUCUGGAGAUUCGGGACAAACUCAGGACUGAGGGUUAUAUUGUGUGGGUGGAUGUGGAUGAUGGGGGAUCCACGCUGCAGGCGAUGGCAGAGGCCGUGGAAAAUGCUGCCGUCGUCCUUGUGUGCAUGUCGGAAAAAUACAAGCAGAGUCCCAACUGUAGGACAGAGGCUGAGUACACGUUUCAGUUACGGAAAGACUACAUCCCGCUGAUGAUGCAGAAGAAGUAUCGUCCCGACGGCUGGCUGGGGAUAGUCCUCGGUGCCAAGCUGUUCUUUGAUUUCAGCGGGAAAUACCCAUUCGAGAAAUCCAUGUCAGGCAUGCUCAAGGAGCUGCGAGGUCGUGGUAAAAGGUCAAACGUGCUUCAAUCACAAUCUUCAGAUCAAGUAGAUGCACUAGAAAGUACGACAGAGAACCGGCUAGUGUUUGCCGGCAACCCACACCGUAACACACACCCCGGCACCGAGCUGGCAAUACCUCAGGGACACCAACCUAUCACACACAACAUGUCACGUGACGACGUGCAGCGCUGGCUCGUCACACACCAACUAGAUGGAUCCAUCGCAGCCUUCAGCCAGUUUGACGGACGGUUACUAUGGCAACUAAGGGAAAUGAAACAGGAGGCACCCGACUAUUUCUACCAGUGUCUGGAGAAGAAACUGUCCAUGAACCUCAUCGAUAUGCUCCGCCUUGCCUCAGCCCUUGAUGCCCUCCACUGAACUGCUCCAAACCAGUUUGGGCUGGUCCAAAUGUGCCAUAACCAGAUCUCAGUGGUCAGGACCAGUCUGCACAAGAACUGACUGAUUGUGUGUUUAAUAUGGAAUGGAUGUGCUAGCACUAUGAACAACACUGAAUACACCCAAAGUGCUAUCAUGUGGAGUAUAUAGUUAUUGAUCAUUUGUUUCUACUGUAGGAUGGGAGGGUAAAUGUCACCAAUAUUCCUACCAGCAUCGUAGAGUACGAGUGUAGCUUAGCAACAAUAUUCUGAUUUGUGUACAGACAAAGGAGCUAUGAACA
Molecule: messenger RNA, 3952 nt
Organism: Haliotis rubra (blacklip abalone)
Lineage: Eukaryota; Metazoa; Mollusca; Gastropoda; Lepetellida; Haliotidae
Biological process (GO): signal transduction
Molecular function (GO): protein binding
Source: RefSeq, a predicted model, not a curated record